AAUAAUAUAUAUUGAAAUAGAAGGUAGCAGUUUACGGGUUGUAAUAUGUUUAUACGAGCGUGUUCUUCAGAAACACCGGUAUCGUUUGAUAAUAAUCCAAAAGAGGUUAUAUUGGAGCUUGAAGAUGGUACAGUAUAUGAGGGAUAUUCAUUUGGAGCAGAGAAAUCGGUAUCAGGGGAAUUAGUUUUUCAGACAGGAAUGGUUGGGUAUCCGGAAUCUAUGACAGAUCCAUCAUAUAGAGGUCAAAUUCUUGUUCUUACAUUUCCUCUUGUGGGUAAUUAUGGUGUUCCAUGUAGAGAGAAGAUGGAUCCGAUAAUUCCAGAUAUUCCACAUUAUUUUGAGUCUAAGGAGAUUCAUAUUUCUGCCUUGGUUGUUUCGAGUUAUUCACGUACAUAUUCUCAUUAUCUUUCUCAAAGUAGUCUUGGUGAUUGGUUGCAAGAAAAAGGCAUUCCUGCAAUGUAUGGAGUAGAUACUCGGGCACUUACAAAGAAAAUAAGAGAUCAGGGAUCUAUGCUUGGAAGAAUACUAAAAAUAAAACAAGAAUUUGCUUUGUAUGAUUUUUCUAAUAAUGAUGAUGAUUCAUGGAAGGAUAAAUUUGAAUGUGUUGAAUGGGAAGAUCCUAAUAUUAGGAAUCUUGUUAAGGAGGUUUCUAGGACUAGUGUACAUAUUUAUAAGCCAUUGCCUGAAGUUUCUCAGAAGGUAUCUUCAGGUGAGCAACUUCAAGUUUUAUGUGUUGAUGUUGGGAUAAAAGCGAAUCAGAUUCGUUGUUUUCUAAAUAGAGGGGUAGAACUUAAAGUAGUUCCAUGGGAUUAUGAUUUCUCUUUGGAAAAUGAUUAUCAUGGUCUGUUUAUUUCUAAUGGACCAGGUGAUCCCUCUAUUUUGACAACAAUUAUUGAGCGUUUGAAAAAAUGUAUUGAUGCUGAAAUGACUCCAAUCUUUGGAAUUUGUUUAGGUCAUCAGCUUCUUGCAAGAGCUAUUGGUGCAAAAACUAUGAAAAUGAAAUUUGGGAAUCGGGGGCAAAAUAUUCCAUGUACAAAUAUGAUAAAUGGUUGUUGUUAUGUUACUUCGCAAAAUCAUGGUUAUGCAGUUGAUGCAUCCACUCUACCAAAUAAUUGGAAGGAACUUUAUGUGAAUAUUAAUGAUGGAUCUAACGAAGGUAUUUAUCAUGAAACUUUACCUUUCUUUUCUGUGCAAUUUCACCCUGAGUCAGCACCUGGCCCUAAAGAUACUGAAUUUAUGUUUGAUGUAUUUAUUGAUGCUAUUAAAUGUUCUUUUAGUGAAAAACGUCUUGUUCCUUUUAAAAUUCCUGGAAAAGCGCUUCCAAAUUGUGUUUCGGGUUUUAGAAAGUCUAUUAAAAAGGUUUUGAUACUUGGUAGUGGGGGUUUAAGCAUUGGACAAGCUGGUGAAUUUGAUUAUUCGGGUAGCCAGGCUAUUAAAGCUUUAAAAGAAGAGGGUAUAUAUACUGUUUUAAUCAACCCCAAUAUUGCAACUGUACAAACAUCAAAAGGAAUGGCUGAUAAAGUUUAUUUUCUCCCGGUUAAUCCGGAAUUUGUAUUGAAAGUGAUAAAAUAUGAAAUUCCUGAUGCAAUUUAUGUAACAUUUGGGGGACAAACUUCUCUUAAUGUAGCAAUACGUCUUAAAGAUGAAUUUGAAAGACUAGGUGUUAAAGUUCUUGGGACACCUAUUAGUACUAUCAUUAUGACUGAAGAUCGAGAGUUAUUUGCUAGAAGUAUGAAAGAAAUUAAUGAGAAAUGUGCUAUAUCUGCUUCUGCUUCAAAUAUUAAAGAUGCAAUGAAAGUAGCAAAUGAUAUUGGAUAUCCUGUUAUUGUUCGAGCAGCAUAUGCUUUAGGUGGUCUUGGAUCAGGUUUUGCGGAUAAUGCUACACAGUUAUACGAAUUGUGUAGUAAAGCAUUUAUUAUCAGUCCACAAGUAUUAAUUGAGAAGAGUAUGAAAGGUUGGAAAGAGAUCGAAUAUGAGAUACUUCGUGAUUGCAGAGAUAAUUGCAUUGCUAUUUGUAAUAUGGAGAAUUUUGAUCCUCUGGGAAUACAUACAGGAGAUUCUGUUGUAGUUGCUCCAUCUCAGACUCUUUCUAAUGAAGAUUAUAAUAUGUUACGAACAACUGCUAUUAAUGUUGUACGGCAUCUUGGUGUUGUUGGUGAAUGUAAUAUUCAAUAUGCAUUGAAUCCUUUUUCAAAAGAAUAUUAUAUUGUUGAAGUUAAUGCUAGGUUGUCUCGGUCUUCUGCUCUUGCUUCAAAGGCUACUGGAUUUCCUCUUGCAUUUAUAGCUGCUAAACUUGGUCUUGGAAUUACUCUUGAUGAACUUAAAAAUACAGUUACGAAAAAAACAUCUACAUGUUUUGAGCCAAGUUUAGAUUAUAUUGUGGUUAAGAUACCACGUUGGGAUCUUAAGAAGUUUACACGUGUAAAUACUCAGCUUAGUUCUUCUAUGAAAUCUGUUGGGGAAGUUAUGAGUAUUGGUCGUACUUUUGAGGAGACUAUUCAAAAAGCAAUUAGAGCUAUUGAUUAUAAUAACCUUGGCUUUAAUGAAACGGAUGCUCUUAUGUCUUUAGAUAUGGAAUUGCAAACACCAUCUGAUCAGCGAUUGUUUGCUAUUGCAAAUGCAAUGUAUGCCGGUUAUUCUGUCCAAAGGAUAUGGGAAUUAACAAAAAUUGACAAAUGGUUUUUAGAUAGACUUAUGGGAUUGAUCAAUUUUGAAAAGAAAAUUCGAGAGUAUAACCAGUAUAAUAUACCUAUUUCUCUUCUUUCUCUAGCAAAACGAUUUGGUUAUUCUGAUCGCCAGCUUGCUAAAUUUUUGGGAUCAACUGAACUAGCUAUACGCAAAAAAAGAAUUGAUGCAUCUAUUAUUCCAUUUGUUAAGCAAAUUGAUACUGUUUCUGCAGAGUUUCCUGCUUUUACUAAUUAUCUUUAUAUGACAUAUAAUUCUAGUGAACAUGAUAUAUCAUUUGAAGAUCAUGGUGUAAUGGUUCUUGGUUCUGGCGUGUAUAGAAUUGGAUCAUCUGUAGAAUUCGAUUGGUGUGCUGUUCGUGCUAUAAGGACUGUUCGCGAGCGAGGUGUAAAGACUAUCAUGGUUAAUUAUAACCCAGAAACAGUUAGUACAGAUUAUGAUGAAGCUGAUAGAUUAUACUUUGAAAAUAUUAGUCUUGAAAGGGUUCUUGAUAUUUAUGAUAUUGAAAAUUCUAGUGGUGUCAUAGUUUCUAUGGGUGGACAAACUCCUAAUAAUAUUGCUCUUUCGCUUCAUAGAUGUAAUGUUAAAAUAUUAGGAACAUCCCCAGAAAUGAUAGAUUCUGCUGAAAAUCGAUAUAAGUUUUCUCGAAUGCUAGAUAGAAUUGGAAUAGAUCAACCAUUAUGGAAAGAACUUACGAGUAUUGAUGAGGCAUCUGAUUUUUGUGAAUCUGUUACUUAUCCUGUUCUUGUCAGACCUUCAUAUGUGUUAUCUGGCGCUGCAAUGAAUACCGUUUAUUCUAAAGAUGAUUUAGCAGAUUAUCUUAAACAAGCUGUAGACGUUUCAAAAGAACAUCCAGUUGUUAUAACAAAAUACAUAGAAGGUGCAAAAGAAAUAGAGUUAGAUGCUGUUGCAAAAGAUGGGAAGUUGAUUAUUCAUUUUAUUACGGAACAUGUUGAAAAUGCUGGUGUUCAUUCUGGCGAUGCUACUUUAAUUUUACCUCCACAGGAUUUGGAUCCGGAAACCGUACAUCAAAUUGAGCAAGCUACUAUCCAAAUUGCAAAUGCUUUAAAUGUAACUGGUCCUUUUAAUAUUCAGUUUAUUGCUAAAGAUAAUGAAAUAAAAGUUAUCGAAUGUAAUGUUCGUGCAGCAAGAUCUUGGCCUUUUGUAUCAAAAGUUAUGGGUGUCGAUUUGGUUCAAAUAGCUACAGAUGUGAUUUUGGGCUUUUCGGUUGAUCCAUAUCCUAUCAUAGAUACAACUAGAAAUUAUGUUGGUGUAAAGGUUCCUCAAUUUAGUUUUAGUAGACUUUACGGCGCAGAUCCUGUAUUAGGAGUAGAAAUGGCAUCUACAGGAGAAGUUGCGUCUUUUGGAAAAGAUAAAUAUGAGGCAUAUCUUAAGGCCCUUGUUUCUACAGGAAUACGGCUUCCAAAAAAGAAUAUUUUAUUAUCUAUUGGGAGUUUUAAAGAAAAGACAGAAAUGUUAGGAUCAGUUAUUAAAUUGCAUAGAUUGGGUUUUAAGCUUUUUGCAACAGCGGGGACUGCUGAUUUUAUUCAUGAGCAUGGAAUUCCUGUGAAGUAUUUAGAAGCAUUACCAGAAGAUGAAAAACAUCAGAAAUCAGAGUAUUCAUUGACCCAGCAUCUUUCGAAGAAUCUGAUAGAUAUGUAUAUUAAUUUGCCAUCAAAUAAUCGUUUUAGGCGCCCUGCAAAUUAUACAAGUAUUGGAUAUAGGACUCGAAGAAUGGCAGUUGAUUAUUCUAUUCCACUUAUUACUAAUGUUAAAUGUGCAAAGCUUAUGAUAGAAGCUUUGUCAAGAAUUUCAUCAAUAGAUAUUUCCCCUGUAGACUUUCAGACUAGUCAUAAAUCUAUAACUUUGCCAGGGUUUAUAGAUAUUGCUACAUUUAUUCCUCGAAUAACAGAAAUUGAUUCUUCUACUUUUGAAAAUAUUACAAAACAGUAUGUUGCAUCUGGUUUUACAACAAUUUGUGUCAUGCCUAUUGGGCUAAAUAACUCUGUAAUGGAUGCAAAAUCAAUUCCAACAGUAACACUUAAUGUCAAAAAUUCUACGCAUUGUGAUUUUACUUUUUUAGUAGUGGUGGUUCCUGAGAACUUAAGCUAUUUGGAUCAAAUAUCAGGGAAUAUAACAUCAUUGUUUAUUCCAUCUAGUUUUUUAUCUAAAAAUAUUAACAAACUAGCCUCUGUAAUUUCUAAUUUUAAUACCUGGCCUAAUACUAAAGUUAUGAUUACGGAUGCUAAAGGAACAGAUUUGGCGUCUAUUUUACUUCUAACUAGCUUAUAUGACAAGCCUAUUCAUAUUUCUAAUGUGACUACUAAAGACGAUAUAUUAUUAAUAUCUUUAAGUAAGAAAAAAGGUCUUAAGGUUACAUGUGAUGUGUCUAUUUAUUCUCUAUUUCUUUCUCAGUCUGAUAUUCAUGAGUCUACGGUUUUGCCUACAGGAGUAGAUCAGAAAUCAUUGUGGGAAAAUAUGCAAAUAAUUGAUUGUUUUUCAGUUGGAUGUUUACCUUAUCAAGUUGCAUAUGAACUUAAUCAGACAAAUUGUUCUCAUGUUGGUAUUUCAGAGUCACUUUCCUUAUUAUUUGCUGCAAUAACGGAUAAAAGGUUAACAUUGGACGAUAUAUUGUUAAGAUUAUAUUAUAAUCCAAAGCAUAUUUUCGGUAUUCCAGAUCAGGCAGAUACUUUUAUAGAAGUAGAGAUUGAUAGAAGUUAUGUUUUAAAUUUAGAAGAUGGGUGGUCUCCUUUUAUUGGUCAAAAAAUGGUAGGAUCAAUACAUCGUGUAGUGUUUAAUGGUCAAACAUCGUAUCUUGAUGGAAAGUUUUUUCCCAAUUAUAAAGGAAAAGAUAUAUCUAUGACAUUUAACAGUUCGUCCUUAUCUUUAGCAGAUGUUUCUCUGAAUUCUUCAAAGAAAGAUACAGAUUUGAAGCCUUUUGUUUCGUCUUCGAGGUCUUUAAAUGAAAGAGUUUCUCCAUUAGUAUACCCUGAGCAAUUUAAAAAAACAUCAUUAUCAUUUGCUCCUCAAAUUUCAGAUUCUGGUACUUUGCUUUCUUUGAUUAGAAAUAUGAAUUUUUUUAACAAGAAUAUUAUAUCAGUUCAACAGUUUAAUCGUAGAGAUAUGCAUUUACUAUUUUCUAUUGCUCAUGAAAUGAGAAUUGCUGUGGAACGUCAGGGUACAUUAAAUUUAUUAGCGUCUAAAGUUCUUUGUAUGAUCUUUUUUGAACCUUCUACAAGAACGUCUGCUUCGUUUGAUGCUGCUAUGCAGCGACUUGGUGGUCGUGUUAUUUCUGUUAAUCAUAGCACUUCAAGUGUGAAAAAAGGUGAAUCAUUAGCAGAUACAAUUAGGACUUUAGGGUGUUAUGGUGAUGCUAUUGUUUUAAGGCAUCCUUCUGAAGAUAGUGCAAGUAUAGCUGCUAAGUUUUCUCCUGUCCCAAUUAUUAAUGGGGGUAAUGGAAGUUAUGAGCAUCCAACUCAAGCUUUCUUAGAUUUAUAUACGAUUCGUGAAGAAUUAGGAACUGUAAAUGGAUUGAACAUAACAUUUCUUGGUGAUCUUAAAUAUGGUAGAACCGUUCAUUCUUUAGUUAGAUUGUUACGUUUUUAUCAGGUUGAGAUCAAUUUAGUUUCUCCUCCUCAGUUAGCAUUGCCAGAAGAUAUUAAGAAAUCUAUAUUGGAUGAUGAUCAAAUUGUUAAUGAGUAUUUUGCUUUAACUGAGGAUAUCAUUUCUGUAACAGAUGUAUUAUAUUGUACAAGAGUACAAGGCGAGCGAUUUUCUGAUCCAGAAGAAUAUGAAAGGCUUAAAAAUUCCUUUACAAUUAAUAAUGAUAUUCUUCAUAAAGCAAAAUCACAAAUGAUUAUUAUGCACCCAUUUCCCAGAAAUGAAGAAAUAUCUGAAGAAGUUGAUUUUGAUCAAAGAGCUGCAUACUUUCGAGAAAUAAAAUAUGGAAUGUUUAUUCGCAUGGCACUUUUAGUAGCUGUUUUAGGAAUCAAUGAGCGAUCAUGAUUUUUGGUAAUAAUAAAAAGUCAAAUAUUCAUUAAAAUAUUCUUU
Molecule: messenger RNA, 6735 nt
Organism: Pneumocystis carinii B80
Lineage: Eukaryota; Fungi; Ascomycota; Pneumocystomycetes; Pneumocystales; Pneumocystaceae
Product: carbamoyl-phosphate synthase, large subunit
Exons: 8
Coding region: 46-6690 (2214 amino acids)
Biological process (GO): 'de novo' pyrimidine nucleobase biosynthetic process; L-citrulline biosynthetic process; UTP biosynthetic process
Cellular component (GO): cytosol; cytoplasm
Molecular function (GO): amino acid binding; ATP binding; aspartate carbamoyltransferase activity
Source: RefSeq, a predicted model, not a curated record